Messenger RNA from Cydia amplana, 605 nucleotides. Its product is annotated as probable cytochrome P450 6a13. The transcript has a single exon. Bases 186 to 605 code for a protein of 139 amino acids. NCBI's taxonomy places the organism in Eukaryota, Metazoa, Arthropoda, Insecta, Lepidoptera, Tortricidae. The record is from RefSeq and is a predicted model, not a curated record. Gene Ontology annotation, molecular function: heme binding; monooxygenase activity; iron ion binding.
GGGUUUUACGUGGCGAAUUCAAAAGCACUUGUAAUCCGAGACCCGGAAUUAAUCAAGGAUAUCCUAAUAACGACUUCAAUAAGUUCUACCCGAGAGGAUUUAUCGCUCACAAGACUGUGAGAGAGCCGGUGAUGAAGAACCUGUUCUUUGCGGACGGAGAUCUGUAGACGCUGCUGCGGCAAAGGAUGACGCCAGCGUUCACGUCCGGCAAGCUGAAGGCGAUGUUCCCUCUGAUCGUGGAGAGGACUGAGCGGCUGCAGCGCUCCGCCGUCGCCAAGCUGGGUUCAGAAGUAGACGUGCGAAACCUCAUGGCGCGCUACACCACCGACUUCAUCGGCUUCGGUUUAGACACGGAUUCAAUCUCCGAUGAAACCUCAACUUUCAGAAAGCUAGGCAAACGUACUUUCACGUUUACAAUCAGAGAAGAAUUAAUGUUCUUUUUAAAGGAAGUGGCUACGGAAGUGUUUAAAAAUUUCGAAUAUUUAGCGCCGGAAAUUGAAAGGAAUACUGUAGCUUUAGUCAAAGGUAUCAUGGAGCAGAGAAACUAUAAGCCUUCAGGCAGAAAUUAUUUCAUAGACUUGCUUCUAGAAUUGAAGGCCCGUUAA